GCGGCCAAUCACUGCUGAGAGCGCGUUGAUAGACAAACUGAAAAUGGCGGAAAGCAGCACGGAAAUCACAUUCAAAAAGGAGACGGUAAGCAAACUCCUGUCAAGCUUCUUCAAGGAGGAGAAAACUAAAGUCGGUGCCGAUGCUGUCCUCCUUAUGGCAGAGAUGCUGCAUGUGUUUGUUCAAGAAGCUGCACAAAGAACGAUAAAACAGGCUGAGGCAGAGGACAGUGACAGAAUGGACAUAGAACACUUUGAGAAGAUCCUGCCUCAACUGCUGUUGGAUUUCUAGUAUGACUUCAGGCCAGAAGAUGGAGUCAGAGAGCUGUCCAGUCCUCCAUUCAGAAUUCGAGAGAUUGAGCAACUCUUGGAGGACAAUGGAAGUAAAGAAAAAAGCCUUCUGUUCUGGUUUUACUUGUAAAAGUAACAAAGCACUUUAUUUCCUUCCAUUGUCCUCCAAGAGUGGCUGAAUCUCCUCUCUACUUCAGUUUACUUCUUAAUUCAUGCACCUUGGUUGGAGAGAGAGCCCAUGUAGGAUAUUAUAUUGUAAUUAGUCCUUUAUUUUUGUUAAAUUGCACACGGACUCUAAUGAACUCUGUACAUUUUGCUCUGUGGUUUUGCCUCCGUUUGUUGUUUGAAACAAUUUGAAACCUUUGCUAACUAAUAAAAGUCGUUGCUUGCUUUUUGUAUUA
Molecule: messenger RNA, 689 nt
Organism: Coregonus clupeaformis (lake whitefish)
Lineage: Eukaryota; Metazoa; Chordata; Actinopteri; Salmoniformes; Salmonidae
Product: centromere protein X
Exons: 5
Coding region: 44-289 (81 amino acids)
Biological process (GO): kinetochore assembly; resolution of meiotic recombination intermediates; replication fork processing
Cellular component (GO): FANCM-MHF complex; Fanconi anaemia nuclear complex
Molecular function (GO): protein heterodimerization activity
Source: RefSeq, a predicted model, not a curated record